Messenger RNA from Caenorhabditis elegans, 1875 nucleotides. It is a transcript of the gene glt-3, whose product is annotated as Putative sodium-dependent excitatory amino acid transporter glt-3. Gene Ontology annotation, cellular component: membrane. Gene Ontology annotation, molecular function: symporter activity. The coding region runs from base 140 to 1738 and encodes 532 amino acids. The transcript has 8 exons. The record is from RefSeq and is marked reviewed. NCBI's taxonomy places the organism in Eukaryota, Metazoa, Nematoda, Chromadorea, Rhabditida, Rhabditidae. Gene Ontology annotation, biological process: neutral amino acid transport.
AUUUUCCACAUUUCAAUGUCAACUGCGUCAGCCGAAUGCAAAUUUCAGACGGCACUAGAAUAGUUUGCAUAAUCCCUCUCUUCUCGUUAGUUGAACGAAGCGAGUCGGCAGUCGAGUUGUCAAGAACAACACAGACAAGAUGGGCAUGAAGAAGGAUCUUCUUCUUGUGCUUACCAUCGAAUCUGUCGUGCUCGGUGUUGUCUUGGGCUUCGUUAUUCGACCUUUCAAUCCCAGUAAUGAUACAAUCAGUCUUAUCGGAUUUCCUGGUGAAAUUUUCAUGCAAAUCGUUGAGAUGAUGAUUUUGCCAUUGAUAAUGUCUUCUGUGAUAUCUGCCUUGGCACAAGUCAGAGCUCGUGAUGCUCGUCGUAUUGGAAUUGUCACAAUUAUUUACUAUAUGAUAACUACAUUCCUGGCAACAUUUACAGGAAUAAUUUUGGUAUCUUCUAUUCACCCUGGAGACCCUGAACUGAUUCAUGAGCUUGGAGAGGGAACUUUAGAGAACACAGCUCUAUCAACGCUUGACACAUUUUUAGAUCAAAUAAGAAACAUGUUUCCUGAAAAUAUCAUCCAGGCAACAUUCCAGCAAGUUCAAACUGAAUAUAUGCCAAUCAAGCCGUCUCGUGUUCGCAAUGCGACAUCUAUGAAUAUGACAUCAGAAGUACUUCACAAACAAACACUUACAUACACAAAUGAAAUGAAUGUUCUAGGAUUGAUCGUGUUUUGCAGUGGAUUUGGAAUAAUUCUGAGUAUUCUGGGAGAUCAAGCACGUCUUAUGAUAAACUUUUUCAUUGUUCUCGACGCUAUUAUUAUGCGUUGGAUUAGUGCGCUCAUGUGGUGUUAUCCAAUUGGAAUAUUAUCACUUGUCUGUAAAAAUAUCAUUGAUAUCGAUAAUCUAACAGAAACUGCACAAGCUCUUGCCAUGUAUGUAGUUACUGUAAUCUGUGGUCUUAUGAUCCAUUCACUACUCACUCUUCCACUUUUAUAUUUUCUUGUCACCAAAAAAUCGCCAUUUGCCUUCAUGACUGGAAUGCUUCAAGCACUUGCAACUGCUUUUGGAACAGCAUCAUCCGGAGCCACGUUGCCAGUAACAUUCCGUGCGCUGGAAGAAAAUUUGAAAAUAGAUCGAAGAGUGACUCGAUUUGUACUGCCACUUGGUGCCACAAUUACAAUGGACGGAACAGCACUUUAUGAGGCUGUGGCUGUUAUUUUCAUUGCUCAAUUACAUAAUAUUAAAUUAAGUUUGAUGGAUUUAGUGACAAUCAGUAUCACAACUACAGUUGCUUCAAUUGGUUCUGGAUCAGUUCCAGCUGGUUUAGACACAAUUGUUAUUGUAUUGACAACUGUUGGAUUACCGGCAAAGGAUCUUAGUUUGUUGCUUACAGUUGAUUGGUUACUUGAUCGCAUCCGGACGUCUGUCAAUGUUCUUGGAGACAGUUUCGGUGCAGGAAUCAUUCAUCAUCUUACCCGUUCCUCAUUACUGGAAGCUGAUACCGAUGAGCUUAUUCGUCAGAUUCGUGAAGACAUUGAUAUUCUGAAUAACCCCCAUCAAGACACUCUUCCAAUUUCUCAUCAUAGUGUUCAAUCUACUAUUCAAAAUACACAGAAUGCAAUGCAGGCUCCCCAUGUCUACUCUAAAUCAGCCCGAGCGUCUUUCGCGCCAAUUCCAAACGAAGAGGAACGAAAAGCGUUGCUGAAAGAAUCGAUUGCAUUGAACAAGUCUGACACCCAUAUUGUCUAAAAUUGAAAAUUCUCAAUUAUAUUUCAUUGCCGUAAUCUCCAAAGUCUGAGUACAUGAGGUAUAUUAGAUUACGGUUGUAAUAUACUAUUUUCAUAGCAUGUUUUGUUUACUAAUUGUAUAAACAUUUCUUUCUUCAA